AUGGGGAAAUUGAUCAGAAUGGGAACACGGGAGAGGCGGUUACUCCGGCCAAAGCGGCUUCAUUGGAAUCGCCUCUUCUUCCUGUUGGGAAUGUUGAUCAUCGGUUCCACCUACCAGCACCUGAGGAGCCCCCGGGGCCUCCCCUCAUUGUGGGCAGCAGUCUCCUCCCAACACCCUAUGAAACUGGCCAGCCGUGACCUCCCUAACAACAAUAUGAUGAUGGUGAGCAGUGACCCUCCAAGAGCUAGCUCUGAAAUGGCGGGUGACACACGGGUGCCCCAAACUACAGUGGGCAGGGGUGAGGCAACACCUGGCAUAACAAUGGAGAAUACCCCCAAUCCACCCAGAAGGACAGCCAACAUCACUCCAACAAUACCCAAGAAUAACUACAGCCUAACAGCAGCAGACACAGAAAGAAUGAAGGAAGACACCACAAUCACACCCAGUAGAGUACUGAAUCACUACACCCCAACUUCAAGCAGGCCAACAGUAAAGAAUCAUACCCCAACAACAUCACCCAGGGUAGAAAUGCAGAGCUAUCACCCAACUCAGGCUGGGAGAAAGGUGAUGAAAUACACCCCAUCUCCACUUGGUAGACUAGUAAGCACUUAUGUCCCAUCCACACUCAUGACAAUGACAGAGAGCCAUGGGAUCACCCCCAGAACAACAGUGAAAGACAGUGAAACUAUGACAACCACCAAAAUAUUGGAGACCAACCCCUCUAAGAGAAUAGUAGAGGAAACCACCCCAACUACUCUCAAAGGAAUAAUUAAUAAAACGCCAACUUUCCUGAUAAAUGACAUAGAAACAAACAUCUUGACUUCUCCAAGGAGUAUGACAGAAGAGAACACCCUGACUACCCCCAGAAGAGUGGACAAUAACAGACUGACUAAGCCCCGGAGGUUAGUGGGAAAGAACAAGCUGACAACGCCCCUGGGAAUGGGCCUGGAGCACACCACAGCCAUCUCUGAGGGGCAAGUGACAAUACGCACCACCACAGCAGGCAGUGGCCUAACAGAAACCAAAGCCUCUACCGCUACCUGGAGUAUUAGUAAUCCCUUAUCUGGAACCAGUGUGUCAACCAUCGGAAUGUCCUCCGCCACCUUCCGGGGGCUGGCAAAGAAAUCUUCCAUGGCACCCAGGCCCUCAACACCCUCCAAGGUCAGGGCAAAUCCAGCCAUCCAGGUCCGUCACUGUGUGGUUGUGGAGCCAGCCCCGGCGGUGCCCCCUGCUCCCUCCCCCAGCCUGACAACAGCUAUGAUCCCAGAGGCACCUAGUUCCAAUCCCUCAGUGCUGCCUCCUGGCUGGCCAGACCUUCACUCCAAGGCAGAGUACCCCCCAGACUUGUUCAGCAUAGAGGAGCGGCGACAGGGCUGGGUGGUCCUGCACAUCUUUGGCAUGAUGUACGUGUUUGUGGCCUUGGCCAUCGUGUGUGACGAGUACUUUGUCCCAGCCCUGGGUGUCAUCACAGAGAAACUGCAGAUCUCAGAUGAUGUGGCAGGUGCCACCUUCAUGGCUGCUGGAGGCUCUGCCCCUGAGCUCUUCACCUCCCUCAUUGGUGUCUUCAUCUCUCACAGCAAUGUGGGCAUUGGUACCAUCGUGGGCUCUGCUGUGUUCAACAUCCUCUUUGUCAUCGGCACCUGUGCCCUCUUCUCCCGGGAGAUCCUCAAUCUCACAUGGUGGCCCUUAUUCCGUGAUGUCUCUUUCUACAUCCUUGACCUGAUAAUGCUCAUUCUCUUCUUCCUGGACAGCCUCAUUACCUGGUGGGAAAGCCUGCUGCUACUGCUGGCCUAUGCUUUAUAUGUGUUCACCAUGAAGUGGAAUAAGCAGCUCGAGGUCUGGGUGAAGGAGCAGCUCAGCAGGAGGCCAGUGGCCAAGGUCAUGGCCCUAGGGGACUUCAGCAAGCCAGGCAAUGGGGAGGCUGCGGUGGAUGAGCUACAGGAAAACAAGAAGCUAAAGGUGGUGCUCCCCGCAAUGCUGACCCGAGCGAGCAGCCCGGCCUCUCUGCACAACAGCAUCAUCCGCGGCACCAUCUACCAGCUCAUGAUCCACAGCCUGGACCCUCUGAGAGAAGCCCGCCCCUCCAAAGACACGGAGAGCUUGAGUCAGGAGGCCAAAGCCAAGCCUCACGCUAACGCAGAGAACAAACCAGAAGAGGAGGAGCCAGCCCAGCUUCCUGCGGUCACAGUCCCACCAGCCCCCACUCCAGAUGUCAAGGGGGAUCAGGAGGAGGAGGAUCCCGGCCGUCAGGAAGGAGAUGUGGCUGGAGCUGAGAGCACGGGUGAAGUGAUAGGUGAAGAGGCUGAAACUCCUGAUAGAGGUGAAAACGGACAACAAGGUGGAGGUGAAACUCAACUGGAAGGUGAAGGUGAAAUUGAAGCAGAAGGAGAAGGAGGUAAACAUGAAGGUGAAAUCGAAGCAGAAGGAGGAGAAAGUGAACAUGAAGGUGAAAUCGAAGCAGAAGGAGGAGAAAAUGAUGAAAUGAAAGCUGAUGAGGGUGAAAAUGAAGAGCAGGAACUCAGUGCUGAAAGUCAGGGUGAAGCCAAAAGUGAUGAGAAAAGUAGAGAUGGUGAAGGGGGAGGUAAAGGAGGUGGAAGUGAAGAUGAAGAGGAGGAAGACGAGGAGGAAGACGAGGAGGAAGACGAGGCGGAGGAGGAGGAGGAGGAAGACGAGGAGGCAAAUGAGGAGCCUUUGUCCCUGGAGUGGCCCAAGACCAGGCAGAAGCAGGCCAUUUACCUGUUCCUCCUGCCCAUUGUGUUCCCACUGUGGCUGACCGUGCCCGACGUCCGGAGGCUGGAGUCUAAGAAGUUUUUUGUUCUCACCUUCCUGGGAUCCAUCAUGUGGAUAGCCAUGUUCUCAUACCUCAUGGUAUGGUGGGCUCACCAGGUUGGUGAAACAGUAGGGAUUUCUGAAGAGAUAAUGGGCUUGACGAUCCUAGCGGCAGGCACGUCCAUUCCUGACCUCAUCACCAGUGUGAUUGUUGCUCGGAAAGGCCUGGGAGACAUGGCUGUGUCAAGCUCUGUGGGCAGUAAUAUAUUUGAUAUCACCGUGGGCCUGCCUGUCCCUUGGUUGCUCUUCUCUUUCAUCAAUGAAUUACAGCCUGUUCCAGUCAGCAGCAAUGGCUUGUUUUGUGCAAUUGUUUUGCUUUUUCUCAUGCUCUUGUUUGUGAUCUCUUCAAUUGCAUCGUGCAAAUGGAGAAUGAACAAGAUCCUGGGCUUCACAAUGUUCCUCCUUUACUUUGUAUUCCUGAUAAUCAGCGUGAUGUUAGAAGAUCGAAUCAUUUCCUGUCCUGUAUCUGUCUGA
This is a messenger RNA of Odobenus rosmarus divergens (Pacific walrus), 3303 nucleotides long. It is a transcript of the gene SLC24A1, whose product is annotated as solute carrier family 24 (sodium/potassium/calcium exchanger), member 1. Gene Ontology annotation, molecular function: calcium, potassium:sodium antiporter activity; calcium channel activity. Bases 1 to 3303 code for a protein of 1100 amino acids. The transcript is spliced from 10 exons. Gene Ontology annotation, biological process: visual perception; intracellular calcium ion homeostasis; calcium ion transmembrane transport. Gene Ontology annotation, cellular component: membrane. The record is from RefSeq and is a predicted model, not a curated record. NCBI's taxonomy places the organism in Eukaryota, Metazoa, Chordata, Mammalia, Carnivora, Odobenidae.